Molecule: messenger RNA, 1687 nt
Organism: Silurus meridionalis
Lineage: Eukaryota; Metazoa; Chordata; Actinopteri; Siluriformes; Siluridae
Gene: tmem106a
Product: transmembrane protein 106A
Exons: 8
Coding region: 280-966 (228 amino acids)
Source: RefSeq, a predicted model, not a curated record
GGAAUGAAUGUAGUUUUGGCGAACAUUCCGGAAAUUGUGAGUAAGCAGUCAUACUGAAAGCAGCCACGACGCGGCCACCAGUAAGUCACACAGCAGCACAAGUAGGAAGAGACUGCGCACUCUGAAUCCGUCUGACAAAGAAUGCGGAAUAAUUUAAAUUUUCAUGUAAACAGGAAUAAAGUAUGGGUUUAACCAACACUUAUGACCUGUUUUGAAGCCAGCGGACUGUGUGUUUAAGAGCUGGACAAGCGCCUAUCUUCAGAAAAUACAGCAGAUAUAAUGACCCACAACAAACUGAAAACCUCCAGGUGGCUGGACUAUGGCAGCGUCACAGCAGAACUCCACUGGGAAACGUGUCCUACCUGCCAAGGCUCAGGACGAAUACGUAGAAGUGAAGAGGCUCAGCUCGUGGCAGUUAUUCCAUGCUCUGACAAAAGGCUGAAGCCUAGUCGUACGAAGCUGUACGUGUGUAUCUCAGUUGCGUUAUGUCUUUUGAUCUGUUUCCUGAUCCUGUUCUUCUUAUUCCCUCGGAGUUUGGUCUUAACUCCUGUAACUCUGCAGUCCGCUCUUGUCUAUUUCACACCGAAAACUGUUCAGAUGACUAUCACAAACAAACUAAACAUCAGCAAUCAAAACUUUGUCAGCACUCACGCUCAUGAUCUGGAUCUACAAAUUUUGUUUAAUGAAAUUGUAGUUGGAACGACCAAAGUCGAAAAUGUGACCACAGUUCUCCCUCGUUCACAGAAAUCGAUUAAUGUUGUGACUAGUGUUAUCAUUGAAGAUGAAGGUCUGGUUUAUUACUGUCAGCCAAGUUUCCUCCGUCCCCACACUUUGUAUAUGCAAUUGCAAAUAACUGUAAAAGCCUACUACAUGUCACAUGAGGAGCAGCUCUCGUUGGAUACAUUUGAGUUUAUAGAUUGUGGAAAAAACACUACCAUUCCUCAUCCUAUACAACAAUUUCACUGACAUACUGCCAAUAAAGACAAAUCAACAUAACAAAACAAAUGGCAGAUCGAUAGCAAAUGCCUAAGAUGAUCUUAAAAAUGAACAUUUGGGAUCAACCCUUUUAACUGAUGUAGAUUACACAUGAACUUUUAAGUACAGUCAAUUGUAAAAGGUGUAUUUUCUGCUUCUGAUGCUUGAGGACUUUACGUGUAAUUAAUCUUCAUCGUGAAAGUGCCUGUGCUUAUUGCACUUAUCCACAUACUGUCUUAUAGUUAAGAUUUACACAUUUCAUUCAGUGAUUUAUAUUCAAAAGCACUGGUCAGAGUUAAAGUGAUUCCUGGGAACAUUGGGCACGAGGUGGCAAUACAGUCUGGAUGAAAUUCCAGACGAUCGCAAGAUUUGCACUUUAAAAUUAAGUCAUUUUGUACAGUUCUUAUUUUUUUAAUUCUAAAGGAGAUCAGACAAAAUAAUGACAGUGAAAUUACAUAUUAUAAGAUUGAUUCAUCUUUAAUAGUGUUAACAUUGUUAGUAAAAAAAAUAUGUAGGCUCAAAACAGUUUUUAUUUUGAUUUAUCUUGUUACAUCUACAUAUUGUUGCUCUGGAACAGUGGUGAGAUUGGUCCUCCACAUCACCACUGUUGGGAAUACUGUGUGGACUAAACAAAAAAUACAGCCAUUGUUUAUAUAGCCAUUGCUUUUACAGAUAUUAAAAACUUAUAUGAUUCAUUAAAUGCAUGAAUGUA